This is a messenger RNA of Aphanomyces invadans, 1297 nucleotides long. RefSeq lists its product as hypothetical. The transcript has a single exon. The record is from RefSeq and is a predicted model, not a curated record. Gene Ontology annotation, molecular function: protein binding. NCBI's taxonomy places the organism in Eukaryota, Oomycota, Saprolegniomycetes, Saprolegniales, Verrucalvaceae. Bases 11 to 1096 code for a protein of 361 amino acids.
CGGCGAGUGGAUGCAGUAUUCCACAGUGUUGAGCCGACAUGACGCGCGAGGAAGGGGCGGCGGAUUCAGCACUCUAGCGACGUCGAUCAUGGCAAUACCCAUCAAGGCCAAAAAGCAAACCAAGAGCCAGCGAAAGGCGGCUGCCGCGGCUGCAAGAGCCACGACAAACCGGGUCCAGACCAUCCAAUGGGUCGAAGAAAUGUUGGGCGAACAUGUGUGGGAGCUGUGCUUUGAGUACCUCGACGUGCGCUCGCUCUGCCAGAGCAAACUUGUAUGCCGGCACUUUCAACGCCUCGCGAUGCUUCCUCUGCCAUGGAUGCACCAGUAUGCAUCGGUGUGGCUGCCACCAAGGGUAUCGCUCCCUGAUGCGUACUACCGGCACAGCUCGUGGAUACAGCUCUGGCGCAUGCAUGAGAGCCGCAUGGCCAUCGACGUCAAGCUGUCUACUCGCGCUGACGUUACGAUCGACACGGAUACCCGCAUCAUCACAGUCCUCAACAACUCGAUGCUGAGGAACCUGGAGCACGGCGCGGUGGAAUCGAUCCGGUCACUUCAGCCGCUUCCCCCGAUCCCGUGUGCGACAGCCCUACACCGCUACGUCAUGUACUUUGAAGUGACGGCAUCCUUGACAGCCACUGCCAUCAGUUUGGGCAUGGUCCACCUGCCUGAUCACACCAUGUGUCCCUACGGGUUCGGGUCGGAUGCGCAUGUGGGAUGGCACCCGGUGUCGUUUGGCUACCACUCACAUCCCCACCACACGCCGAGUCCUGGUUCAUUUCCGCUUAUAUUCCACAAUGGCAUGGACGUCUUGACGAUGCCGUUGAUGGACGCCACCGCGACGGCCGACAUCCCCCGCUCUUCCACCGACGUGUUUGGAUGUGGUUACGACCAAGACCAUCAUCGAAUCUUUUUCACGCACAAUGGCACGCUCCUCGGCGUUGUGCCGUACGACAUCCCGCCGGGCAACUAUUGCGCCGCGUUCUCGGUCGACACCUUGUAUGCGUCGGUGACUGUCAAUUGGGGCCAGCUGCCGUUUGCGUAUGCGAUCGAGGCCCACAUCGCCAACCAUCCGGCCAUGGCUGCGCUGCAUGCAUGAGUGUCGGUGUCCCACGAUAUGCAUCUCGUAGUAUGGACCGAUCUCCUUGUCCAAAGUCGUCAUGCUGUAGAAAGAGCAUGCAGUGGCUGAACGUGUUGCAAUCCGUUCCAUGGCGAUCCAGGGCAGCAGGUCCACACGGUGCGGUGUCGGACAAAGUGAUUCUUGCGAAUAAAAUAAUAAAUGGCGGACUUUAUGCUUCGA